CGCCCCAGUUCCGUUACAUGCCUCUCCCGGUGAAGGGGAGCGAGGGAGAGGCAGGAAGGAGGCGGGGGCGGUCGCUCCGGGCGGAGGACACCCACCCCCCCCCACGGCCGGGCGAGAGGCGGCGGCGGCGGCUCGGCGGGGCCGGGGGAGGAGCGGGGCGCCGCGGAGGGCCGGGCCGAGGCAAACCCCCGGCCGCCGCAUCGCGCUGCGGGCCGGCCGCGCCGCCCCCCGCGGGGCGCUGAGGCGGAGCCGGCGGCCGUUGGGGCCGUUGGCGCUGCCCGGGGAGGCGCGGCGGGACGGGCGCCGGCAGCCGCCGGGGGAGCGCAACUGACCUUGUCAGCAGAGUUGACACCUACACCUGGAGAGGCAGACUGCGCUAGGCCUACGGCAUAAGCAGACAUCUUUGUCUGACUUCAUCUGCAGGUAAGAAGCUGCCGAGAGAAGUCUGCUGCAUUAUCUCUGGUAUAGCUGCAAGUAUGACUUGACUGAUUUGCAUUCAUGGCUCUUGGAUGAUCUGGUGAACCAUGGAGCUCAAAGUAUGGGUGGAUGGAGUCCAGAGAAUUGUGUGUGGGGUCACCGAAGUCACAACAUGCCAGGAAGUUGUAAUAGCCCUUGCUCAGGCUAUUGGUCGCACCGGGAGGUACACGCUGAUCGAGAAAUGGCGGGACACGGAGCGGCACCUGGCGCCGCACGAGAACCCCAUCGUCUCGCUGAACAAGUGGGGUCAGUACGCGAGCGACGUGCAGCUGAUCCUGCGCCGCACCGGGCCCUCCCUGAGCGAGCGGCCGACUUCGGACAGCGUGGCUCGCAUCCCGGAGAGGACUCUGUACCGGCAAAGCUUGCCUCCCCUGGCCAAGCUGAGGCCUCCCAGCGACAAAUCCAUGAAGAGGAGGGAGCCGAAAAGGAAAUCCCUCACCUUCACCGGCGGGGCCAAAGGGUUGAUGGACAUCUUCGGGAAAAGCAAAGAAUCCGAGUUCAAGCAAAAGGUGCUCAACAACUGUAAAACAACAGCGGAUGAGUUGAAGAAAUUGAUCCACCUCCAGACGGAGAAACUUCAGUGCAUUGAGAAGCAGCUGGAGUCCAACGAAGCCGAGAUCCGCUACUGGGAACAAAAGUAUAACUCCAGCCUGGAAGAAGAAAUCCUCAAGCUGGAGCAGAAGAUCAAAAGGAACGAAGUGGAGAUUGAAGAGGAAGAGUUCUGGGAAAAUGAGCUGCAGAUUGAACAGGAGAAUGAAAAACAGCUGAAGGAGCAACUGCAGGAGAUGAGGCAGAGGAUCCUCGAGUGUGAGAGCAAGCUGAAGGACUACAUGUCUCAGAUCCACAACAUGGAAAGUGGCCUUGAAGCGGAGAAGUUGCAGCGGGAAGUUCAGGAGUCCCAAGUGAAUGAAGAAGAGGUGAAGGAAAAGAUCGAGAAGGUGAAGGGUGAAAUCGAUAUUCAGGGCCAGCAGAGUCUGAGAUUGGAAAACGGCAUUAAAGCUGUAGAAAGGUCUUUGGGCCAAGCGACCAAACGGUUACAGGACAGGGAACAAGAACUGGAGCAACUGACAAAGGAGCUGCGACAGGUCAAUCUCCAACAGUUCAUCCAGCAAACGGGAACAAAGGUCACGGUGCUGCCAGCGGACCCCGUUGAGGUGGAGGCCCCGCAUGUGGAGCUUGAGAGAGGUGCAGCCCUCAGUGCUCUUGAGCCAACAUUUCAGUCUGGGUCACUGAAGCGCCCUGGCUCAUCGAGACAGCUCCCCAGUAACCUUCGGAUUCUACAGAAUCCCCUGUCGUCUGGUUUCAACCCAGAGGGCAUUUAUGUAUGACAGUACAUUCCUCUUCUGGAGAGGACCUAGCAAGGUACCCUGGACAAGAUACACUUUUAUUUUAUUCUGCCAAUGAUGAAUGGAAGAAGAUUUUGGGUUUUUUUUUCCGGUUAAGCCACCAUAUUUUUUUCUUCUUCUUCCUCCAACACACCACUUGGAGCCAUACCCUGUGCACUGAUGCUAAAGAGACAGAGGAACUGUCUCCAUUCGUAAUCGGCAAGGACGAACUUGCUGUCAACACAGCUAGAGCGCAAAAACCUUCAUUUGUUUUUGCUACUAAAGAAGUGUUUGGGAAAGUAUUGUUCCGUGUAUAGGCAUAAAUAAAAGACUGAGGGUGAAGGAAACCAUGUAUGCAACUUACCUGAGGUUUAAUUUAUUCCCUUUAAUCAAUGGACGUGUGAAUGUUGACCUUUUAUAUUUUUUAUUUUUAACUUGUGAAUAAUCACGUAUGGCUGUAUGUCAGUCUGACAAGGUGACUUUAAUUUGCGUGUACAACCCUCAGCCAUCCGAUCAAGAACAACAACUCACAGUGCAGAGUCCUGUGAAGUGCUGAACCAUCAAAAUGGUUUCUCACCACUGACUUUGUUAAUUUCUAUUGUGGGUCAUAAUAUGUCAUGUUCCAUCCAUUGCUACCCUUGAAGGUGUGAAAAGUGAGCUUGUGGGAUUUACUUGCUGUUGAAUCUGCCUUGAAUGAAGCACCUGGUGUUCAAAAGAUUUAUGGAAUUUGAACCUUAGCUUGGUAAAAAUAUUUCCAGCAUAUGAUUGAGGAUGCACUAGUUAGAUGAUAUUUUAUUAUAUAGAAUGUAUAUUUGAAAUAUUUUGCCACAUUGUAUAUGCCUUUUGAGAAAAGAACAACGUAAGAAGUUGUCUUCAUAUAUCUUACCAAAAGAGAGUAAGAGGCUUUCACUGUGUGUGAUUUUGUACUUUAUUUUUUCCACUAGCCAUUACAGUGUUCUUGUUUUGCAGUAAAUCUUGCUGUUGGAGGAGAAAAAAAAAAAACACAAAACAAAUGAGCAUUCUCUUCCAGCCUUCCAAAAUUCACUCAAGUUUUGUGGAGGGAAGAAACCUGGCAGAGUCCCAUGAAGUCAAUAGCAGAGCUUCUCCUGACUUGAGUGGGGCCAGGAUUUCAUGCCAGGUCCCCAGUGUUAAAUGGUAGACCUUAUUUCCUUUGAAAGAAGUCAGUUACAGAAUAUAAAGCUUACAAACAGAAAAUUCACACAUUUGGUAGCCACUUUUAAAAAAAAAAAAAAAAAAAAGUGAGAAGAGAACAUUAUCGUACCUUGACGUCACCCUAAUGCAAUCAGAGCUAAGCAAGGAUUAGACGAAAUGGCUUCCAUGCAGAAAGUGAAACACUACCAAGUAGCAUGUUGGUUACAGGCCUUGAGAUGAGAUUGCUAAAGUUGACACCAAGUUUGUAGAGAAAGUGACUGGCAUCAGUGGGACGCUCUGUGCACGUCAGGAGGCUGGCCUCAUGGAUGAGUUAAAGAAGGGAUGGGCCUUACCUAGUUGCAUUUGGAUUUCCUGUUCUAACAGCAAUUCAUACUGUCACCCCCACCUUUGAGAUCCCCUUGGCAUGAGAGGGGUCACUGUGCUUUCGCUGCAGUACUGGUUACCUGAACUUCAGUCAGUGGCAAAAGGACAGAGCUCCUGAUGCCUUUGGUGUAGGGUCAGGGUUUUACCACUGGUAGGAAACUCCAAGCUUUUUGCCAUAGAAAAAUACUUAAGAAUUCUUAACUCCUGGCAUCCUCUUGUGCUGAUUUAAUGAUGUGCAGAUAAACUGAAGUUUCCUUUUCUGAAAAAGGAGCUUCCUGACAAAUGGAAGUUUUAUAAGAUAUAGUAGAAGAUGAAGGACUCUUGAGUGUUUAGCGCAUUUUUCCCUUUCAACUUAUUAAUGGCAUCAUAUAUUCUAAAAAUGCUGCUGUAUUUAGACUAACAGCAACAGAUAAGGCUGUGAAUAUAUAAAGGACAUUUCCAAAUGGAUUCUGUAUUUUUAUUGUUUAACUUAUCAGGUUGGGGUUUUUUUGGUUAUUGUUGGGUUUUUUGUUUCAGUUUGGGGUUGGUUUUUGGUUUUUUUUUUUUUCCCCCCUUGUGAGCAAACUGGAGAGUGAGAUGUUCCUACCUGAGGGAUCUUAGCAGUGCUCACAGAUUUUACUGUUAGUUUAUCACAAUUCUGUGCUCAUGUUUACUGUGCCCAUAACUUUGUAUUUAAAAAAAAAAAAAGUAUGUGUGUAUAUAUAUUAAA
This is a messenger RNA of Phalacrocorax carbo (great cormorant), 4047 nucleotides long. Lineage: Eukaryota; Metazoa; Chordata; Aves; Suliformes; Phalacrocoracidae. The record is from RefSeq and is a predicted model, not a curated record.